This is a messenger RNA of Candida dubliniensis CD36, 1401 nucleotides long. It is a transcript of the gene LIP2, whose product is annotated as Lip2p. The record is from RefSeq and is a predicted model, not a curated record. Bases 1 to 1401 code for a protein of 466 amino acids. NCBI's taxonomy places the organism in Eukaryota, Fungi, Ascomycota, Pichiomycetes, Serinales, Debaryomycetaceae. Gene Ontology annotation, biological process: lipid catabolic process. The transcript has a single exon. Gene Ontology annotation, molecular function: triacylglycerol lipase activity.
AUGAAAGGUUUGGUUUUCUUAUUUGGUUUAUUGCCAACAAUCUAUGCUUCGUUAGUACACUUGACUCCUGCUAGUGAUGAUGACUUUUAUAAUCCACCUGCUGGUUUUGAAUCUGCCAAGAAUGGGGAUAUUUUGAAAUUGAGAAAUUCCCCUAACAAGCUUGCUAGUUUCUAUUUCCCUAUUGAUGUCAAGAAUGCUUGGCAACUUUUGGUCAAAUCUGAAGAUUCCUUUGGUAACCCAAAUGCUUUUGUUACUACGCUUAUUGAACCUUAUAAUGCUGAUCCAUCAAAAGUUGUGUCUUAUCAAACCUGGGAAGAUGCUUCCAACAUUAACUGUUCACCAUCUUACGGUGCCCAAUUUGGUUCUCCAUUAAGUACCAUUACUACCCAAAUUGACAUGACUUUGAUUGUUCCUCCUUUAAGAAGUGGUUACUAUGUUGUCACUCCAGAUUAUGAAGGUCCAAAGGCAACAUUUGCCGUGGGAAGACAAUCUGGACAAGCAACUUUGGAUUCAGUUAGAGCUAUUUUACAAUCGGGAUCUUUCUCUGGUAUCAAAGAAGAUGCUAAAGUGGCCUUAUGGGGAUACUCUGGUGGUUCUUUGGCCACCGGUUGGGCCGCUGCUUUGCAACCAGUCUAUGCUCCAGAGUUGCAAAAAAAUAUUGUUGGUGCUGCUGUUGGUGGAUUUGCCGCUAAUAUCACUGCUAUUGCUGAAUCUGUUGAUGGUACUAUUUUCGCUGGUUUGAUCACUCUUGCAUUGAAUGGUUUAGCUAAUGAAUACCCUGACUUGAAGAAAGCUUUCUAUGAAGAAAUUUCCGACUUUGCUGUUCCAGAAUUCAAAGCUGGUGCUGAAAACUGUUUAGCUGAAAAUAUUUUCCAUUAUCCGUUACAUCAAUACUUUACUGGUCCAAAGAGAGCCUUUGAUAAAGGUUGGGGGUUACUUAAAGAAGAUGUUUUCAACAAAAGUAUCCAAGACAAUUUGUUAAUUGGUUUGAAUAAGACCUACUUGCCUCAAGUUCCUGUUUUGAUUUAUCAUGGUACUGUUGAUGAGAUUAUUCCAAUCAAGGAUCCACAUGCCCAAUACAAACUUUGGUGUGACUGGGGUAUUGAAUCUCUUGAGUUUGCUGAAGAUUUGCUGACUGGUCAUUUGGCUGAAACAUUUACUGGGGCACCUGCUGCCUUAGCCUGGAUUGAUGCAAGAUUUGAUGGUAAAACUCCAAUUCAAGGAUGUCUGCACACAACCAGAUUGACAAAUCUUUUGUAUCCAAACACUUCUGAUUCUACUCACCUGUACUUCCUUGGUAUUUACCAAUCAGUUUUCGGUACUCCAUUAGGACCAGGUGUCAAUGGUGAUAACAUUUCUAUCAGCAGUGGAUUACUUGGUCUUGUAGGUAGUAUCAUUUAA